This is a messenger RNA of Syzygium oleosum, 537 nucleotides long. RefSeq names its product protein ROOT HAIR DEFECTIVE 3-like. The transcript is spliced from 3 exons. Lineage: Eukaryota; Viridiplantae; Streptophyta; Magnoliopsida; Myrtales; Myrtaceae. Gene Ontology annotation, cellular component: endoplasmic reticulum. Bases 16 to 393 code for a protein of 125 amino acids. Gene Ontology annotation, molecular function: GTPase activity; GTP binding. Gene Ontology annotation, biological process: endoplasmic reticulum membrane fusion. The record is from RefSeq and is a predicted model, not a curated record.
UCAAUCUGUUCUAGAAUGGCAAGCAUAUCUCCAACGAGGUUGAAAUACGUCGUACCUCUGAGACAUCCUGUCACUGUUUCUCCGACCGAACCUCGCGAGGCUUCCCUCAUUCGAUCGUCGGAUCGACCCUGCUUCGAUCCAUUGCCAAUGGGUAAUCCUGGUGAAUGUUCUUCUACUCAACUAAUUGAUGGAGAUGGCACAUUUAAUGUCGACGGACUGGAAAAUUUCAUCAAGGAGGUCAAAUUGAGGGAAUGUGGUCAUUCAUACGCCGUAGUCUCCAUCAUGGGUCCUCAUAUUAGUGGGAAGAGUACGCUGUUAAAUCAUCUAUUUGGCACCAACUUUAGGGAGAUGGAUCAUUUUAAAGGGAGGCAUGUCUACAAACCGACUGUUUAGCUCACUCUUAUGAAGUAUUUGGAUUCCGAAAGUGCAAAACCAGUUUGGUAUUUUUCCGGGUCCCAAACCACCAAAGGUAUAUGGAUGGCAACAGCUGCUGGCAUGGAACCGUGUACCCUGGUUAUGGACUUGGAGGGAACUGGA